Ahaetulla prasina is the source of this 4632-nucleotide messenger RNA. Its product is annotated as zinc finger protein 391-like. NCBI's taxonomy places the organism in Eukaryota, Metazoa, Chordata, Lepidosauria, Squamata, Colubridae. Gene Ontology annotation, cellular component: nucleus. The coding region runs from base 591 to 2405 and encodes 604 amino acids. The record is from RefSeq and is a predicted model, not a curated record. Gene Ontology annotation, biological process: regulation of transcription by RNA polymerase II. Gene Ontology annotation, molecular function: RNA polymerase II cis-regulatory region sequence-specific DNA binding; DNA-binding transcription factor activity, RNA polymerase II-specific. The transcript has 4 exons.
UGACUGGCAGCCCGAUCCUCAAACCAGUUAAACAGGAGCCUUUGGAUUUAAGCCGGCUUAGUCCUAUUGAGCGAGAGCUAAACCCUGGAGAGGCCCAGGAAGCCGAGAGGGGGGAUGCGGUAGCCAAGACUCCAUCCUGCUCCGCCCUGGAUUAAAAGCCCUGGCAUCUGAAUUUUAUGAAGGGGUGGUGGGGUUGUCUGCGGGGCUCGAGAUCUCGGGGGUCCGCGUGGAGGCAGGAGUUGUGGAGAGCGGAAGAAGCUCCAGAUAAUUGGACAAGAACUCUGAGCUGGUCAUCGAUAGGCCUUGGGUCCUGGCAUCAAGUUGUGAUCACUGUUGUGCGGAGUUGUUUUUUAUAGUGGCCAUUGAGUGGAUUCAUUAGCACAGGAGGGCAAAGGCAUGAAAAUAGGGGAGGCUCCUAAAAUAGCAAGACAAUAAUGGGGGGGUAGGGGAUGGGAGAAGGGAUAAGCCUGAAUUUGGAAAUAUCCCCAGCAAGAUAAAAUACCUGAUUUGGGUACAUAGGUGUGGCUGACUAAGUGUCCGAGAUAGAAGUUCAGGCAACAUUUGAUAAGAAGGUGUGCCUGGUGCAGAAAAUGGAGAAGGUGCCAGCAGGGCCUGGACCAGCAGAGACAUCGGAACGAGCAGGAAGGGACCAUGUUGCCAUUCAGCCUAGGAUCAGAUGGGAACUACCCCAUGGGGCAAUGUUACAGCCGGAGAGCAUGCCGACCCAGUGGUGGGAAUACCUGAAGACCCUGCCCUCUCCAGCCACGGUAUGGGGCAGCCCAGGCCUCCCAGAUCUGACUUCUUGGGAUGACUUGAUCGCUUUUGAGAGAGUGUUUGGAGUCUGUCAGUGGCCUAGAGAUGACGGGGUGACCAGACUGAAGCCGGCUUUCUGGGCAGAAGGCCAGCAAGUAUUGAGCGGCAAGAGCGCUAGAGGCAAAAAAGCCUGUGGGAAAGUCAAGACCAUCUUCCUGCACGAAAACUCCCCCACCACGGAGCUACACCGCCAGCGCUUCAGGCAGUUCUGUUACCAGGAAGCCGAGGGGCCUCGGGAAGUCUGUGGCCGCCUGCGGGAGCUCUGCCAUUGCUGGCUGGAGCCAGAGUGCCGCACCAAAGAGCAGAUUGUCGAGCUGCUGAUUUUAGAGCAGUUCUUGACCGUCUUGCCUCAGGAUAUCCAAAAUCAGGUCAGGGAACGUAGCCCAGAGACCUGUGCCCAAGCAGUGGCCCUGGCCGAAGGCUUCGUUUUGCGGCAGCAAGAAGACAAGCAACAAGAGGAGCAGGGGACUCGAUCAUCUCAAGAUGUGGCUGUGGAUUUUUCAAAAGUACGGAAAGCGUCAGUGGAGGUCAGGCAGCAGCAAUCGGGCACCCGGAGAAGGAGAGUGGAUAUUGUUAACCUCUCAAUGGGUGUCAAUCUAGCCAGCGGAACGGAGGAGCUGGAGCAGCAGCAUCUGGAGUCCAAGGAAGAGGGGGACGUGACAGCCCAUCCAGUCUCAGGGGGAACCCAGAGGAGAGAGAAAAGCCAUGUUUGUAUCGAAUGUGGCAAAAGCUUCACUCGCCCCUCCGAUCUGGCAAAACAUCUUAAUGUUCACACAGGCGAAAGACCCUACCUUUGUGUCGAGUGCGGGAAAAGCUUUAGCCAGCUUUCCCACCUCACAAGACAUCAGAAAAUCCACUCAGGAGAGAAGCCUCACAUCUGUUCCGAAUGCGGCGAUACCUUCAGCCAACGGGCAUAUCUUGUCAGCCAUCAAAGGAGUCACUCGGGAGAGCAGCCAUACCACUGUUCUUAUUGCCAGAAAUGCUUCAGCCACCAGUCUGCUCUGAAGAUCCACGAGCGGAACCACAUGGGCCAGAAGCCCUAUGCCUGCACCGACUGCGGGAAACGGUUUGUGUCCUCCUCUUCCCUCACGACACACAGAAGGAUCCACACGGGAGAAAAACCUCACGCCUGCGGGGUGUGUGGGAAAAGGUUCAUCCAACACUCCAACCUGGUCUCUCACCAGCGAACGCACUCGGGGGAGAAGCCGUUUUCCUGUAAGGUGUGCAGCAGGAAAUUUGCCUACCCUUCGGAUCUUACCCGGCACCAAAAAAUCCAUACAGGAGAGAAACCUUACGCCUGUGAUGAGUGUGACAGAAGAUUCACCAGGCUUUCUGAUCUCAUUACACACCAGCGCAUCCAUACGGGAGAAAAACCAUACCGUUGCCUUGAGUGUGGGAGAAGAUUCAGGCAGAGGGGCGUGCUGGUGAAACAUCAGAGGUGCCAUUCAAAAGAAAAUCCAAAAGGAAGUGAGGCCCUCCAGUCCACUGAGUCUCAAGCUAAAAGUCCAUUCAAAACUCAUGAGAUCAAACUGGUGAAAGAACUGGAAGAUCAGGAGGAGGAACCUAGCUUGAUUCUCUCUCCCAGUCCCUGAUGCUUGUCAUUCUUAUACUGCUGCUUACAGAGGGAUCAGUCAUUCUAUAGCAGGGGUCUCCAACCUUGGCAACUUUCAGACUUGUGGACUUCAACUCCCAGAAUUGCUUUGCUGGCUGAGGAACUCUGGGUGUUGAAGUCCACAAGUCUUAAAGUUGCCAAGGUUGGAGACCCCUGUUCUAUAGGAUAAAUCAUCGACUCCUUUUUCUAUUCCUUUAAAACUGAUUAGAAAGUGGACAUGAAGGUUGAUGACCACAACACAAUGAAGCUCAUCAUGCUCUCUGUUUGUGUUUUUUUUAUAAAUAACACUCCAAAAAGAGAAGGGGCAUUUAUAGAUGGAAUUGUAACUUCAGGAAAGAAAAAGCAAGAAGAGUAAUCUUGCCUUUUCCUCUAUUAUAUGGCUGGUUUUCCUUUAUCUGCAAACAGUAAUUUUUUGAAGCAGCUGAAAUAAUGCAGAUGACUCUGUGUGCAGCAGUUGGAGUAAACCUUUUCCAAGUAAUUAACUGUCCUUUGCUAGCCAGGUAAAAGAUGAGUAGCUCUCUUUUAGGAAAGAAUAGCUUCCGAACAACUCAAAUUAGACAGAACCUGAACACACCUGAUAUGUUCAAGGCCCGGUUAGGACAAUGAUUGCUUUUACUCUAUAUGGUGAUUUAAAUGCAGUUUUUCUCUGCCUAGGAAAUAUCAGGCAGAAACUGGAGAAGCAGACAGAUCAUCAUAAGGUCAGCAGGCUUUAGGCAAUAUACAGGAGCACUGCUGGGAUAAUGGUAUGAGCUGGUAAUCUUUCUAGAUUGGCAACGAUGAUAGCUCUGUCAGCUUCUACUUCUUUAUAUUAAAACCCAAGCAGCUGUCAAUCCUUCUGGGAUACUGGAUGUCAUCCUCUCAUUUCUGUCCUAGCUCAUCUCCAGUAGAAUUUGAAGAAUGAGGAUGUGAUAAGGAUACAUUUUUAUCAGGUUGGGCCUUUGGCACCAUCUAGCCUAAAUGGCCACAUAUCUCUAAGAAAAGGCAACUUUCCCAGCUUGUGACUAGAAAUUCUUGAAAGGAGGUUUUGUAAUCAUGUUAGUUGUGAAUUGCACCAGGGGUCUCCAAACUUGACAACUUUAAGCCUGGCGGACUUCAACUCCCAGAAUUCCCCAGUCAGCAAAGCAAAGCUGGCUGGGGAAUUCUGGGAGUUGAAGUCCUCCAAGGCUUAAAGUUGCCAAGGUUGGACACACCUGGACUGCACCAUUAACUCUAGCAUGGCUUCCGAGUGACACUACCUAAAGUUUUAUUCUGAGAUUCAUUUUUAUAAAUUAUGGCAAGCAGACAACUUCAUUGUUUGUUCCACACUUGCAUGUAGUCUGACUGAUAUGCUCCAGGCAACAAACAUACCUCUCCCAGUUAUAAUAUUUAAUGAAGGAAAAGUCAUAGAUGAAGCUCUAGAUUGCAGAAGGAGAUGUGAGCAAAAUGAGAAAUAUGUAAAUGUGGUUUGUGCAUUGUGGGGACUUGUAGCAAAUGAGCUCAUCUUUAAUUGGCUGCUGCUACUUUUAUUUUAUUGAGAUCUGGCUUCAGAUGUAGACAGACAAACUUAACUUGGUCAAUUGUAUCUAUGAAAGGUUCUGGAAAUGUAGGAGGCAAAAUAGAUAGCAAUUCAAUGUAUCUCGGUGGCUGAUGUCCCACUGCUGUUUUCUGGCCAGCAUCACUCUUUAAAUAAAUAGAAAUAAAUUGAAUAGAAAAUUGGUAAAUUUAGGAUUGGUACCAUCCUAAGGGAGGAAAUAAUAGCUCCUGAGAGUGCUCUAUUGAUGAUAAUAAAGUGAUACCUGUUCUAAAAGUGUAGGACAUAUUUUAGAACGAAUUCAAAUCUUUGAUACAAAUUCCAAAAAGUUCUACUUACAACUUUAGGUAGGACUAUGUAUAAGAUUCUGAAGUGGUCAAGAACUUAGCAUGUUGAAGAGGUUAUAUUUAACAUUGCGUUAAAGAGAUUAUUAAUUUUCAUAAUUGUGAAGAUAAAAUUUAUAAAUACACUGGUAGAAUUCCAGAAGCAAGGGAUGCUUAUCCAGAGCCAGAUGCUCAGUCAUUAAGCAUUUGGUUAAUAACUUUAAUAACUUUUUAUUUAAUAACUUUUUCUCUCCUUCAAUAAUGAACUAACAUGAAUGGCAAGGUAUCCCUUUCAGCAGACUUCCAAUGCACAAAUCACGUACCUAAAGGCAAAAAAUACUGACAGUCUGACAUGAUUUUAAUAAACAAAACUG